CAGAACAGUAUGAGUCGACGACGUAAGGAAAAUGUAACACGAUGAGGAACUUUGCCUGGCUGGUCGCUGCAUCUGCGAUAUGCGUCAUGGCUAGCAAGGAAAGAGAAAAGGCGAUCUUAGAAGUUGUGCUAUACGAAAGUACGGAGCAUGGCGACUAUAAAACUUACACUUACAGCUUGAGUGGUGAGUUUUCGGCCGCUGGACCGGCUAUCAGUGCCGAAGGAGACAUCGUCCAGAUCCACCCGCUGGGGCUGUGUAACCGUAAUGAUGAAGAUCAGCUGUAUGAGUAUGGUUGGGUGGGCGUGGUCAAACUGGAGGAGCCUCACCUGGGACCUGACCCUUGCAUGUCCGUCUACCAGAAGGCAAAGCGAGCCAUACAACGGGGAGCAACAGCCGUUGUCUUUGACGUCACCGAUGAUCCAAUGGCUGGACAGCAGCUGAACCAGGCUAAUCUCCGCUCACUGGACAGACCAGUUGUGAUCAUUCGCGAUAACGAAGCCAACAGACUUAUGCAGAUCGUCAACACUCAAAAAGUGGCGCGAGCUCGCAUAGUGUAUUCCUCACCGGACGCCAUGAUAACUAAGGGCGAGAACAAAGAGUAUUUUGAGAUGGCUAUUUUUGUAGCUGUAUUCAUCAUUUUUUGUAUUAUCUGCAUUGUUGUGAUACUGAAGUUAAAAUGGAGGCACAGACAUAGACAGGUGUCCAUUCCAGAGUUAGCCAAACGCGCAGUUGCCAAAUUAGAGACACGGAAAUACAAACUGGCUGUGUCAGAGGUGAAGGUAUCCCCAUCUUUGUCUUUGUCCCCUGACCACUACAGCCAAAGCUCAAUGUACGAGUCGUGUGCAAUUUGCCUGGAGGAGUACAGAGAUGGACAGGAGUUGAGAGUGCUACCUUGUUCCCACGAAUUCCAUCGCGGUUGUGUUGAUCCCUGGCUCAUCACAAACUGUACCUGCCCUCUCUGUUUGUUCAACAUUAUUGCUCACCAUCAGAACCCAUCAUCGGUGCGGCCGGCUCGUGUCUUGGUGUCUGGUGUCGGUGGUGGGAGUCGCACCGUUUUACCCGGUGCAGCACGCUUACAUGGCAGUGCCAGUGACAGCAGCGUCUCACGCUUCUCGCACAUUCCUGACUCGGAGUAUCACAGUAUUCACUUGAUGCGAACUUGUCCGUCUUGCGAGGGGACAGUCGCAUCGUCGCACAGCCCUGAGUCAGCACGAUCUUUCUUCCGGGAAUAUGCGCCCAUGCCGGGACACAAACCGGCGAGACAUAAGAACAGUUCGUCGGGGAACUAUGAAAAUGUGAUGCCACAAAGACUUCGACAGGCUGCGGGCAUGGCCAAAUCUUGUACAGACUCCUCUAUUAAUACUGUCUUUCAAAACUCAGGGAUUUCAAACUGUUAUAACACUUCAACAUCGGCGGAUUCAUGGCAGUACACCAGGAAAAGCGGACCGUCUAACCCUGUGAUCCUGGGCCAUGCCCUCGUGUAUGUUCCACAAACAACCAGCUGCGGGGCAUCAUGGGAAAGCGACCCGGAAUAUGUGUUUGCCUCGGCGGCCGAGAAGCAAGCUGUGAUAAAACCCAGACGCGACGCCAGGAACGGCAGCACGAGCGAUUCUAGCAUGGACUGUGAUUUGUGCGCAGCGCAUCUCAACAGCGAUGUGACGCUCAACAUCAGCAAUCAUAGUACAUGCGGCAGCAUAGAUAGAGUUUUGACGGACGUCAGUAGUUAUGACUCGAAUGUUUAUCAGUGCCACUCUCCGGAUAAUUUGCAUAAAUCUCAGGAAGAAGCGGCCGAUCAUCAACCUGGGCCACCGAAACUCCCCGCAGUUCGCCUCAAACCAUCCUGCCUACGUACUGCCUCUGUCGUGCAUCAUCAUUCAAUGGGAGAGCACUCUGACCUGCACCGCACUUCAGUGGGAGACAACUCUUGCACAUCGCACAACCGGCUGAGUUUCUGUAGCUCGGCUUCAGACAUUGUACAUAAUUCGAGAGGGCAGCUUGUGUCAUUAGGUACUGCUGGGCGUCAGACAGGGCUCUGUGACUUAUGCAAUAGCCCGGGAACCUCUCAAGUGUCUCUGGGUGAAGUUUCUAAUAUAUCAACAGUAUUAAGUGACAUUGGCGGAAACAUGACGGACAGUAACCAUGACAACAGUCAAGGAUGUCUGCUCAGAAUGGACUCUGUGCCGUGUUCGUGCUGCACAUCGGGUAAUAAUCGUAGCACAGGGUCUCUCCAUUCCUGCCAGUCAGACCAAAGUUUUUGUGGAACUAGGGCUGCUGUAUCAGGCCCUACUGUUAGUGAUUGUAGUGCAGUGGUUCCCCCAACCUCUCAAGUGACUCCCACCCCUGGAGAGACGGCCAGGCGGAACCCCCCACCCUCUGCCAUACAGCUUGGGAACAAACUCAUACCUUGUCAAUCUUGUGUCAAUCAGGUUGAACCUGUGAAGGGAAACAACUCACACAAUAAGGGGAGUAACUCUCCACGCCAGUCAAUGGUUCUCUUCACAGAACAACAAGGUUCAGUCACAAUACCGCUCGAAGAAAGUGAAAAAUAUGACCCUGUCGAUGGAGUUUAACCAGGACAACGACCUUUAAACUUGUUUGUAUCCAAUCAGCUGCUGGCUUGGGGUUGUUGUUGCUGUAUGCAGUGUUAUCCAAUGAACUGUGGUCAUUUUGUACCCUUUGAUACUCUUCUUUGCUAUCCAGUCAAAUCUCCAUGGCAACGACCUUUACCCUUACCCUGGGAUCCCUUCCUCUGUAAUGAUCGCAGCUGCAUAUUUAUGAGAAGACAAGCUGAAACAGUUGCAUUUAUCUUUAGUGUGAUACCUCAAGAAUUUGAUUGGACGCUUUCUGUCGAAGUGAAAGGCACACAACGAUGUGCCGAGUGGCUGGACCAAACAGUGCUGAAAACAGAUUUUUCACCCGAGAUUAAAAAAGUUAUUAUUAUUAUUACAGUUAUUAUUCUUCUUAUUGAUAUCUGUUACUUUGUUGCUGUGAAUAUACAUGUAAGUUGUAUAUAUAUUUAUUUAUGACGAGUGCCAGGUAUGGUAAAUCAUAUCCCUUUGGAAAAGUUUGUUGAAUUAAAAAAAAAUGAAUGCACAACUGUACAUUCAUGCAUUCAGUAAUACUAUUUUCAGAGUCUUUUUCUCUGUUGGAGAUUUUUCAUCAGACUUUCAAUAAGAAAUUAUGAAAUGAUCAAAUGAACUUAGUUAAUUUUUUCUAUAUUUUGUAUAACAGCAAAUUCACAUGGUUGCCACCUGUGUAACUCUCGAGCCAUAGAGUACUAGAUUUAAAUAUUCAAAACAGUACAUAAAUCAAGAUCUGAAAGGAUGAUAUUAUUAGCUGUUCUUAAUGAAAGUUUGUUCCAUUUUUAAUAUUCAAAUUUCAAAUUGUUUUAGAACUAUUUCGAACUGUACUACGGUAAGGUAGUAGCAAAUAUUUCAUAAAAUAUCAAAAUAUUUGAGAGUAAUCAGUUUUGAUUUAUUCUCUUGCAGUUUUUCUUAAAACAACAUAUGAGUAUCUAUUAUUUUGAAAACAAAUUGUGGAUUAUGUAACAAUUAACGAAUGCCGUUGUGCCAAAAAAAAGGUUGUGUGUUUGACAAGGUGGUGUGCAUCAAGCGAAUGGAUCAAGAAGGCAUGUACAACUGUACCUGAAGUCUGAUAUCGUAUUUCUUUUUUAAGUUAAUUUUACUCGAAAAUAUAAUGUGGGAGAUUAAGACCCAACUUAUUUUUUAACAGAAUAAAUAUUCAACAAAAUGAUAUUUGUAAUGGAUGAAAAUCCUUGUCAUUGACAAAUAAUGUUUUCAACCUCAGUUCUGAAUUUUUUGUAAACUAUCAAACUUCAUGGGUUAUUGUGUGAGCCACAACUUUUAGAAUUGGGAACUUUGUAGUCUGAACUCACAUGCAAAUAAGACUUUGUACACGACUUCACUUAUAUUAAAGAUGUUCAUCAGUGAAAGAAAUUGUAAGAAGCUUUCAUGGUCAGUACCAUAAAAUUCAAGGUCAAAGGCAAAUACUGUAAAUCUUCAACAUUACUGAUCUUUAAAGCACUUUCUUUCAGUGGAAUUUAUGCAUUCAGUUCUUUUGUUAAUGGCACUAAAAACCAUUUGUUUGUGUCACUUCAGAUGCAAGCUUCAUGAAACUGUUCGAGUUAUUUCUCUACUCCCCAUACUUCUCUUGGAAUGAUUCAAAAUAUUUGUCUCAGAGGCGUUUGAAAAGAUUGAAGAAUUAGUGAGAGGAUGUUUGACACUAUGUUGUAAAAGGUGAUCACAUUACAUCAAGUGGAUAAAAGGAUUGUGCAGCUCACAAAGUUUUUGUUUUUUACAUCUUUCCAUAUUUUUUUCACUGAAAAAAAAGUAUGCAUUCAGAGUGUAAUUUCCAAUACGGGUAUACUUAUUACUGUAACUACAUGUUCCUUUUUUUUUUUCUCUUGUUAGUAAGGCUCUUCACAUUUCAGUCAGUAUUCCAAGAUCUGUUUAUUUCUGAACACUUUCAAAAACAAUCUGCCACUGUUUAAGAAAUGCUCAUUUAGCCCCUAACAGAUCUGAUUGUUGUGAAUUUUAUUGUCACAAAGUGAGAACCUGAGAAAGUAAUCAUGUUUUUGUGGUUUUAUUUUUUCUAGUGAGAACUGUUCAGAUAUUUUUUUUUUUCGGUGAAAAAACUCUAAAAUUAAAUGCAGAGCUUCUAAAACUGUUGAAAAGAGAAAUGGAUAUGACAGAUUUAUGUCAUGACCAUAAGUUUUGCAAGAAAAGAGAGGUUAAAGAACAAAGGGAGAUAACUGACAUACAAUUUGUUAAUCAAUGACACCCUGGCAUUCCACUCUCAACAGCAUGUAUGGUAAAUAAAGAA
Liolophura sinensis is the source of this 4842-nucleotide messenger RNA. RefSeq names its product E3 ubiquitin-protein ligase ZNRF3-like. NCBI's taxonomy places the organism in Eukaryota, Metazoa, Mollusca, Polyplacophora, Chitonida, Chitonidae. The record is from RefSeq and is a predicted model, not a curated record.